AAAGGCAGAUCCCUGUACUGUACGGAUCCUGUAUACAGCUAGUAACCUUCCACAUUCGUUUAUGCUUACAUUUUUCAACUUGGUUAAUUUAUUAAGCAAAGUAUCAAAGUUUAACAGUUACACAUAAGAAUUUCUUAUACAAAAGGAGCAGCUAGCCUAGGUAUAAAAUGAAGCAAAAACCACCACACAGAGCAGGAGCAAGUAGGGAUGGAGGACUUAGAGAUAGAGCACGCAGAUAUGGCGUACUGGAGAACGGAAGAUGUUCUUAAAGAAGAGGGAGUGGGCGAGAGUGCAAGUGAAAUUGAAGUACUGAAACUUCCUUAUGAUCUAGCCAUGGAGAAUGACUGGGAAGGCAUGAAGAGAUACUACGUGGACAAUCCACGAAAACUGAAUUCUCCAAUGACAGUGGACGAAGACACUGCAUUGCACAUUGUAGCUUCCUGCUGCACGAGCAAAUCACAGGGCAAACAAGUCCUUGAAUUCUUGAUUAAUUUACUGCCACCAAGCUAUGAUGAAAGAUGCAAGGCCGUGAGGGUUCCAAAUAAACUCGGCAACAACGUUCUUCACGAGGUGGCGAUGUCCGGCAGUCUGGAGGCAGCAACUUUCUUAGUGAGCAACUUCAACAAACCUGCAGGAAAAACUAGUAACGAGGAGAAUUCUACACUGCCUCUGCUAGAUAUUCGGAACGAGUUAGGAGAAUCGCCAUUGUACAGGGCUGCUGCUCUUGGUCACCCUGACCUGGUCCAGUUUUUUGCUGAAAAACUGGAGGAGAAUCCGGAGAAUCUUCGGAGGCACUUCCACCGAAAUGAUAGAAUGUCCAUUCUUCAUAUCGCAGUCAUUGGCCAACAAUUUAGGACUGCUCUUUGGUUGCAGAGGAAGUACCCAUUUCUUGCAACUAAGAGGGAAGGUAAAGGAUUGACAAGCCUUCAAUUGCUAGCCCAAAUGCCAACUGCCUUCACACCACAAUUUCAACAAAGCAGAUGGAAGAUGCUCAUAUAUUAUUGCCUUCCUGCUCGAGACCUGGAGGUCACAACAAAUCCCAAGGAUGAUGUGGAGAGCAGCUUGGGCAGCAACCAAGACCCCCAAGCCAUCUCUUGGAAGAAGCCUGAAGGUAUUCUGAAGGUGUACACUACCCUGUGGGACUUCCUUGCUAAAGAAAUGGACAUAAUCGAAAAGAUCUGGAGGGAUAAGAGAAUUAAACAUGCUCUUAAAAACCUCAUCCCUUUGCUCGUCGAGAAAGACUAUUCAUGGCAGAAUUCUAAAGAAGCAAAAGGCAAGACGAUUUCUCUGGGGUCAGUGGAAAAUCUUUGUAAGGGUGAUAAUGAUGGAGGAGAUCAACAAGGAAAGGAUUCCGCAGAACCAACCAAUUCUAAGAAGCAGAGCAUUUAUAAGUAUAACCCAUUGCUUAUAGCAACUAUCACUGGAAUUGUGCCUAUUGUUGCAGAGAUACUUAGGCAGCAUCCUCAAGCAGCUGAGCACGUUAGCCAUAGUGAACAGAACAUUUUGCAUCUGGCCAUUAAGCACCGUCAAAGAGAGAUCCUUGAGCUUCUAAAAAGGAAGCCAAUAACCAUCUCAAGGUUGAAUGAGAUGAUUGACAGUGAUGGCAACACCAUAUUGCACCAAGCUGCAGAUAGGAGCUACUACUCUGUAGCAAUUUCUGAGAAAUUAAUUGGCCCAGCCAUGCAAUUGCAAGCAGAGUUGCGUUGGAUGAUGGGUGUGAAGAACAUAUUACCACCUCAUUACAUCAUGCACCACAACAACAAGGAUCAGACAGCGGAGGAGCUGUUCAAUGAUGAGCAUAAUGAGCUUCUGAAGUCGGCACAAGAAUGGAUAAAAGACACAGCACAGUCGUGCUCAACUGUGGCUGUGCUGGUGGCCACCGUUGUCUUUGCAGCCGCCUAUGCCAUGCCUGGGGGUAACGAACCAAAUGGCCUUCCUGUUUUCCAUGAUUCACCUCUCUUCUGGCUCUUCACCUGCAUGGACGUCGUGGCCAUCGCCUGCUCAUUGUCUUCGGUAGCCUUUUUCCUCUCCAUCCUCUCCUCUCCCCUUGAGUACCCAUUUUUCUGUCACGGUCUUCCCCGCAAGCUCAUGAUCGGGUUCACCUUGCUCUUCUUGUCCAUGGCAACCACCAUGCUCGCCUUUGCUGCUACUAUUUUGCUUGUGAUUCGUAUCGAGAAGAAAUGGACUAAGUCUCUGCUUUACUGUAUUGCGUUUUUUCCGGUCCCUCUAUUUGGCUUGCUGCAAUUUCCUAUGUAUCAGAAAGUAACCAAGAUUUUCCUCCCCUUCUUCAUUCCCUUUCUCGGCUUUUCGAAGAGGAGAUCAAUAUGUGGUAAGAGCAAGGCGAACUGAAUUACAAAGCUAGCAUGAAACAGUAUAUGAUUUGUACAAUUUUAAUGUGUCUUCAAUCUUCAUUCCCAAUUAAUAUGGACAAUUAGAAGAAUAUUGAAGUGGCUUGUCAUUACUUGUAUGCUAAUAAAGAUUCAGUAUCAUGCUUCUGUU
Messenger RNA from Prunus persica (peach), 2499 nucleotides. RefSeq names its product protein ACCELERATED CELL DEATH 6. The record is from RefSeq and is a predicted model, not a curated record. Lineage: Eukaryota; Viridiplantae; Streptophyta; Magnoliopsida; Rosales; Rosaceae. The transcript is spliced from 6 exons. Gene Ontology annotation, molecular function: protein binding. Bases 208 to 2349 code for a protein of 713 amino acids.